UAUUAAAACAGGUUUCUUUGAUCUGUAUUUUAUUAUUUUCUAUUAAGUACAAUUUUUUCUAAAAUAUAAUAAUUUUUUCAGAAUAGAAUGAUUUCAGUCUAAAAAAAGCUUGAGUUUGAAGAUAAAUUUUUUAUUAGAUUAAUCUUGAAUUAAAGAAUGGUGAAACCUUGGUGAUGUUUUCUCUCCAUGCAGAUCUUGAUAACUUGGAGAACCCAACCCAGGGGGGGAGAUGAAUCACAGCGGAGCAGGUGUAGUUGAGAGAGCAUCUAAAGAGUUAUCAAGACGUUUUUCAUCCCUUGCCGCCCGCACUCGACGGGGUUCAACACAGAAACAUGAACGCCUCGUAGAGAUUCCAGAGACGGAUAGAGAAGGAAAGGCCGAGGCGGACCAAUUGAACGGCAAUGGUGAUUGGGCGGGUGAAAGUGUCCACGCCCCUCUCCAACCCACGCCCAGUAUGGGCAUCACACGGGGUGCUGUUAUGGACAAGGUGACCAACAUUUUCUCUAACUGCGACAAUACAAUCAUGGGUAACUCUAGUACGAAAGACAAGGACAAGGAUAUCAACGGAAUUAAUAUUCCAAAGGGAGCCGUGGCGAAUGGUCGGGCCAAGUUUGAAAACACUAAAAUAAGUCCCGAGAAACCAAUGAGGUUCUUCAGCAGAUCACGUCCCGGAACCCCACUACUUCCUGUAAAAGCGCCAAAGGUACCUGCCCCCCCUGAGCCGAUAACGCCAGGUCCAGUAAAGAAGAAAUCAAACUCAAAUUGUUCAGAGGAGCUUAUUCAGAACAGUCCGAAUACCCCAGAGAAAGUGUCCUGUGAAUCAGUUACCAGAAGCAUCCAGAAAUCUAAAUGUUGGGUUGAGUGGGAAGAAAUGUGGAAGGAACCAAGAUUCCUCAGUAUUUUUUUCGCUCAUUUUUCGGUAUCGGAAAGAACUAUCUUGGCCCAGGUUUGUAAAAAAUGGCGUGAGGUUAUUUACCAGCCACCAUUUUGGAAACAUGUGCGGCCUGUGCUUCAUUGCCGCGAGUUGCGCACUUGGAACGUUACAGAGGAAUGGAUAGAGGCAAAGAAAAGCUUCUAUCUAUCCAUCAAACUACGGGGUUGCGACAAUAUUUGUCUUCUACACGCCAGUGACAGUGAUGUGUUUGAUUUUAUCCAGAAUUAUCCGCAUGGUGCGAAGAACAUUAGCACCCUGUGUCUCCGCUGUUGCAACCUAACAGAUCGAGGAUUGGAAGCCCUGCUUGAGUUUCUUCAAGGGCUUUACUCCCUGGAGAUCAAUGGGUGCAACGAAAUCACAGAACAGGGCCUUUGGUCCUCCCUUCAGCCGAGGCUAGUCUCCCUAACUGUAACGGACUGCAUAAACGUGGCUGAUGAAUGUAUAUGCGCCAUCACACAACUGUUACCUGCUCUUUAUGAAUUUAACCUACAGGCGUAUCAUGUUACGGACUCCGCCCUCUCAUACUUCUCCCCCAAACAAAGCUCUACUUUGAACGUGAUGAGGUUACAGUCCUGCUGGGAAAUAACAAAUCAUGGUCUGGUUAACAUAGUUCAUUCCCUACCUAACCUUACUGUGCUAUCUCUGUCGGGGUGUUCUAAGGUAACAGAUGACGGGAUAGAGCUGAUAGCAGAGAACCUGCGCAAGCUUGUAUCUCUGGAUUUGUCUUGGUGUCCCCGUGUCACUGAUGCAGCCCUUGAAUAUAUCGCCUGCGAUCUGACGCAUCUUGAGGAACUGACGCUAGACAGGUGUGUUCAUAUAAGUGAUAUUGGGGUAGGAUAUAUAUCCACUAUGCUGGCUCUUCAUUCACUUUUUCUCAGAUGGUGUACCCAGAUCAGGGACUUUGGGCUACAACAUGUUUGUGGAAUGCGAAAUAUUCAUGUACUAUCUGUGGCAGGAUGCGCACAGCUAACAUCCAGUGGAUUAUCAAACCUGCUUCAGUUGCGGCAACUUGAAGAACUUGAACUUACCAAUUGUCCUGGCUCAACUAGUGAGCUAGUUUUAUAUCUGAGAGAAAAUCUACCAAAUUGUCUUAUUGUCGAUUAGUAGAGCAAUUUACAAAUGCCUAGAUCCUCAAGUUGUGAAAUAACUAUUUAGAAACGAGUUAAAACUAUAUUGAAAUCUCAAAUUUCUGGUGUAAAUAAACUGCAAAGCUAAGGCUCUGGAGAAACUCAA
Eurytemora carolleeae is the source of this 2167-nucleotide messenger RNA. RefSeq names its product F-box/LRR-repeat protein 16. The record is from RefSeq and is a predicted model, not a curated record. The transcript has 14 exons. Gene Ontology annotation, biological process: SCF-dependent proteasomal ubiquitin-dependent protein catabolic process. Gene Ontology annotation, molecular function: protein binding. Gene Ontology annotation, cellular component: SCF ubiquitin ligase complex. The coding region runs from base 230 to 2038 and encodes 602 amino acids. NCBI's taxonomy places the organism in Eukaryota, Metazoa, Arthropoda, Copepoda, Calanoida, Temoridae.